AUGGCGGCAGCUUAUCCUUACUAUCCGGAAUACAGUUCCAGUUACAUUAAUGCCUGUUAUAACUACGGUCAACAAAACUAUGACUACCAAAAUGGAUACCAGUAUUCAGCUGCAGCCACACAGUGUGCAAAUAAUCAGAGCUUGUAUGUAAAUGAACCAAGCAUUCAGAAUCAAACUGAUACGCAAGGUGGAACAUCAUCUUCGAAUUCAAACCUUCCGGAACAAGAUGGUUCAUCGACCAGAAUUAAUGAUAAUUAUUUCAACAACUGUCAUUACUACGGUAAUCAAAACUAUUAUCAGCAGUCACUCAACAAUCGUCAAAACUACUAUGCAUACCAAUGUGAGUACUUUUCACACAAUAAUAACCAAUCUACAACUAAAGAUGUUCAGCAUGCUGAAGUAACGCCAGAGAAAAAUUUAAAUACAAGCUUUUUUGGCGAUAAAGGGAAAGACGAGCCUUUGCUAAAAAAUAAUCACUCUGUAAAUAAUCCUAUCGCAGUAAAUAAAAGGAAAGUGGCAUGUCUCACAAGUAUAGAAGACUCACCAGCAUUACGGGCACUUCUGACCAACCCAGCUAAAAAGUUGAAGUAUAAUCCAGGAUAUAGUACUUCCAAUGCAACAGAUAUCAUGCUAUCACCAAGUGAUCAUAUAGUACCUGAAUUUAUUCCACCUUCUCCAAAUAAAACUGAAGACAGCAUUGACAGCUUUUUGGAGAAUGGACUCCAAAAUAACACCAAGAGCCUCACACUAACUACGCCCGCUCGUGUAAUUGUACCAAGCUACGAAUGUGUGAGUACUCCACCAGUUUCUCCCAAAUAUGUUGGUCCUGCUGUAUCAUCGCAAUCACAGCAGCUGGACUCUGAAGUUUCUGAUAAAGAAUCAUCCAAACGCACUCGGCAGUCCUAUUCGCGCUAUCAGACGUUAGAGCUGGAAAAAGAAUUUCAUUCAAAUAGGUACCUUACAAGAAGACGUCGUAUUGAAGUUGCCAAUGGCUUACGAUUAACUGAACGUCAAGUCAAAAUUUGGUUCCAGAACCGCAGAAUGAAGGCCAAAAAAGAUAAAUCAGUAUUGAGCCCCGCACACUCAUUCGAUGAAUCUUCUUCAUCCACCAACUGUCAACCAAUCGGCUCAACUCAAUUAGGAUAUGGUCCAGUUCAAAUAUCGCAGCACCAUUACAGAUGUUAUGAAUCAGCGUCAAUGCUAGGAAAUAAUUAUCAACAUUAUACAUCUCUAAUAUAA
This is a messenger RNA of Ochlerotatus camptorhynchus, 1239 nucleotides long. RefSeq names its product fushi tarazu (gene ftz). Lineage: Eukaryota; Metazoa; Arthropoda; Insecta; Diptera; Culicidae. Gene Ontology annotation, cellular component: nucleus. The record is from RefSeq and is a predicted model, not a curated record. Gene Ontology annotation, biological process: anterior/posterior pattern specification; regulation of transcription by RNA polymerase II. Bases 1 to 1239 code for a protein of 412 amino acids. The transcript is spliced from 2 exons. Gene Ontology annotation, molecular function: DNA-binding transcription factor activity, RNA polymerase II-specific; RNA polymerase II cis-regulatory region sequence-specific DNA binding.